AUGGCGUCUACGGAAGGCCUUGUGCCCAUCACCCGGGCUUUUCUCGCUUCCUACUACGACAAAUAUCCUUUCCCUCCUCUUUCCGACGACGUUUCUCGGCUUUCCUCUGACAUGUCUUCUCUUAUCCAGCUACUAGCCCAACAAUCUUCUCCUUCACAAGGGGAAACUUGCCUGAUCGACGAAGCUAACCAGCCGCCUCCUCACAAAAUUGAUGAGAAUAUGUGGAAAAAUCGUGAGCAGAUGGAGGAGAUAUUGUUUCUUCUGCAACCAUCUCGUUGGCCUGUUCAGCUCCGGGAACCUUCCACAUCUGAAGAUUCUCAACUGUCUUCUAUAUUGCGAAAUCUCAAGGACAAUUUUGAUAACGCAUUGACUGCUCUGAUUUCCUUCCAGACCAAAAAUUCCGAGCGCGUAUUCAGCACAGUUAUGACCUACAUGCCUCAAGAUUUCCGGGGAACGCUCAUCAGACAGCAGAAGGAGAGGUCGGAGAGGAACAAACAGGCGGAGGUCGAUGCGCUGGUUAGCUCUGGAGGGAGCAUACGCGAUACGUAUGCUCUUCUUUGGAAGCAGCAGAUGGAGAGGAGGAGACAGUUGGCUCAGUUAGGCUCUGCGACUGGUGUUUAUAAAACCCUGGUCAAGUACUUGGUUGGGGUUCCACAGGUGUUGUUGGACUUUAUUCGACAAAUAAAUGAUGAUGAUGGGCCAAUGGAAGAACAGCGAGAACGUUAUGGACCUCCUCUAUAUAGUCUCACAAAGAUGGGGAUGGCAAUCCGGGUUUUCCUAACACUUCUGUGGGAAAGAUAUGAUACCUUCAAACUGAACAGAGACCAAAUAAAUAUUCUGUCUGAAGCUGCUAUUGCCUACACAUCUGAGUUUGAAAGAUUCGUCACAUUUAUCAGCGAUGUAUUUGCCAAUUCUCCCUUCUUCAUUUCAGCUGAUACAGCUGGCAUAUUGGGCUCAAGGGAAAAUGAGGAGUACAAGGAGAUAAUCGUUCAAGCUGGGAGAACCUAUGAGGUCUCAUUGAUGGUGGAAUCCGAAAAUUCAUAUAUUGCUUGGGAUUUUUCUUUGAUGCAAGGCAAGAUAAGCAUGGAUAUUGGAUUUAGCGUGGAGUAUAUAAGUGCUUCAGGGGAAAAGACUCUCAUAUUACCUUACCGUCGGUAUGAAGCUGAUCAGGGCAACUUCUCUACGUUAUUGGCUGGAAACUACAAACUUGUUUGGGAUAAUUCAUAUUCAACUUUCUUCAAAAAGACUCUUCGAUAUAAAGUGGAUUGCAUACCACCAGUAGUGGAGCCCGUGGAAGAUGAAGGUGGAUUACAGUCAUGA
Messenger RNA from Microthlaspi erraticum, 1320 nucleotides. NCBI's taxonomy places the organism in Eukaryota, Viridiplantae, Streptophyta, Magnoliopsida, Brassicales, Brassicaceae. The record is from the annotation of a GenBank genome assembly.